Molecule: messenger RNA, 4964 nt
Organism: Amphiprion ocellaris (clown anemonefish)
Lineage: Eukaryota; Metazoa; Chordata; Actinopteri; Pomacentridae
Gene: kif2a
Product: kinesin family member 2A
Exons: 22
Coding region: 130-2412 (760 amino acids)
Biological process (GO): microtubule-based movement
Molecular function (GO): ATP binding; microtubule motor activity; microtubule binding
Source: RefSeq, a predicted model, not a curated record
GGUAGCGACGUAAUGCUCCCUCUGUCGGCUGCAUCCUCCUCCCAAACCAAAGACCGCCAAAGAGGCUGCAUUUAUCCGGCUUAUAAUAAGUCUUCAGUCCUGUAUUUGUUAUUUUUUAAGUGAUGUAGAAUGGCGUCUGCAUUUGGGAAGAUUGUCGUCGGUACUUAUGUGGAGAUAAAGCGCAGCGAUGGACGCAUCCAUCAGGCCAUGGUGACCUCACUGAAUGAGGACAAUGAGAGCGUCACAGUGGAGUGGAUAGAAAAUGGAGACACAAAAGGGAAAGAGAUUGACUUGGAGAGUAUAUUUGCACUUAAUCCAGAUGUGGCACCAGAUGAGGAGAUUGCACCAAGUCCAGAGACUCCACCCCCUCCCACACCCGUGUGUGUAAAGGGCAGUAAAAUUGCAAAGAACCGACGGACGAUAGCACCUGUUAAGAAUGAUACUCCAUCCAGGGAUAACAGAGCGAUUCCAACCCGGGCCAGACCUCCACAACCUCAACAGCCAGAACCUGCUCCACCUCCCCCAGCCCAGCAGCCUGCACAGCCCACUCAAGCCCAGACACAGCAGCAACUACAGAAUGAAUCCUCACAUCAGCUGAUACCCAGAAAGGAGUUUGGACAGCUUUCGAGGAGGAAGUCAAACUGUGUGAAAGAGGUGGAGAAACUGCAGGAGAAAAGAGAAAGACGCCGGCUUCAGCAGCAGGAGCUCAGGGAGAAGAGAGCUCAGGAGGUGGAUACCACCAUCCCUAACUAUGAGAUCAUGUACAUGAUCCGUGAUUUCCGAGCCAGUCUAGACUACCGACCUCUGACCACAGCGGACCUGAUUGAAGAGCACAGAAUAUGUGUUUGUGUGAGGAAACGUCCACUCAACAAAAAAGAGUUGACCAUGAAGGACUUGGAUGUGAUCACUAUUCCCAGUAAGGACGUAGUGAUGGUUCAUGAACCUAAACAAAAAGUGGACCUGACCCGCUACCUGGAGAACCAGACCUUCCGCUUCGACUAUGCCUUUGAUGACAGCACUACCAAUGAGAUGGUUUACAGGUUCACUGCCAGACCUCUAGUGGAGACCAUCUUUGAGAGGGGCAUGGCCACCUGCUUCGCCUAUGGACAGACUGGCAGUGGAAAGACACAUACUAUGGGUGGAGAUUUCUCUGGAAAGAACCAAGACUGCUCUAAAGGAAUUUAUGCAUUAGCUGCUCGGGAUGUAUUUCUCAUGUUGAAGAAACCCAACUACAAGAAGUUAGAUCUACAAGUGUAUGCAACCUUCUUUGAAAUCUACAGUGGAAAGGUGUUUGACCUGCUGAAUCGUAAAGCUAAGCUGAGGGUGCUGGAGGAUGGGAAGCAGCAAGUGCAGGUCGUGGGGCUUCAGGAGAAGGAGGUCAAGUGCACAGAAGAUGUCCUGAAACUCAUUGAAGUGGGCAACAGUUGCAGAACAUCAGGGCAGACGUCUGCCAACGCUCACUCAUCCCGCAGCCAUGCGGUGUUCCAGAUCAUUCUUCGGAGGAAGGGGAAGAUGCAUGGGAAGUUCUCCCUCAUCGACCUUGCAGGAAAUGAGAGGGGGGCCGAUACGUCGAGUGCCGACCGUCAGACUCGUCUGGAAGGAGCUGAGAUCAACAAAAGCCUGUUGGCCCUGAAGGAGUGUAUCAGAGCUCUUGGUCGUAACAAGCCACACACUCCAUUCAGAGCCAGUAAGCUCACCCAGGUCCUGAGAGACUCCUUCAUUGGGGAAAAUUCACGCACAUGCAUGAUUGCAACAAUCUCUCCUGGCAUGACGUCCUGUGAGAACACACUCAACACUCUACGCUAUGCAAACAGAGUGAAGGAGUUUGGGAUUAGUCCGUCAGACAUCCCCUUCUCCCAGGGCGGUCAGGGGAGUCGCCCUGAGCACUCGCCCACCAAUACCUUUGAGUUCGAUGACUUUGCUGCUACCUCUCCCAGCAGGGUGAAGGAGCUGACAGUGGACCCCAACCAAGUGAUAGAGGGGGGGCGACCCAACAUCCACACUGUCAACCAGCUGGAUCUGUUGGACGAGGACUGGCUGAGUAUCUCACCUCAGAGAGACGACCUCAAACUGCUCUGUGAGCAGAAUGAGGAGGAGGUGUCCCCCCAACUCUUCACCUUCCACGAGGCAGUGUCUCAGUUAGUAGAGAUGGAAGAGCAGGUCCUGGAGGACCACCGAGCUGUUUUCCAGGAAUCUAUUCGGUGGCUGGAAGAUGAAAAGGUGCUGCUGGAGAUGACAGAAGAGGUGGAUUAUGACGUGGAGUCAUACGCCACACAGCUGGAGCAGAUCCUAGACCAGAAGAUAGAAAUCCUCACUGAACUCCGAGAUAAAGUGAAGUCAUUCCGUUCUGCUCUCCAGGAGGAGGAGCAGGCCAGUAAGCAGAUCAACCCCAAGAGGCCACGUGCUCUUUAGAGACCCAAGAGGUUUAAGUGGUACAAACUGAAACGUAACCACUAGAUGUUUGGCACAACUCAAGCUGUCACUAGCAGCUGUGAAAACACAAAUAAAAGGACUGUUUAAUGUAACAAUAGGCUCAAGGAAUUGCAUUUGUUAUGAUCCCUCUCCUAACAAAACUGGCUCUACACUCACUACGGUCUUUUUUAGAAAACUUAGGAAGGAAAAUAGUUUGGUUUCCUUCCAUUUUGUUUUUUUUUUUUUCAUUGAGAAUGUUUAGUUUCUUCUCCCUGUUGUUAAAUUAUUUUUUUUUUAUACUUGUUUUUACUUCCUUUGAACAGAAUAUCUUUGACCUGGUUUAAGGAGAGAUCUUCAUUGAAAAGUUUACGACACAAAACCAGUAUUUGAUUUCUGGUUUCUCUGGCUGACAUUUCUGCAUGUGUACUCUGUGAUAGCGUACGUACGCCACUGUUCCAUGCUUCGGGGUCCUCAGUUGCCAUUAAGUCAUAUUUCAUUGUAUAUGAUCUCUUCUCCUUCCUUCUCAGAGUUUUUACCAGUUUGAGAGAAGCCUUGAACCACAUUGUGCUUCUUUCUUUGUGUUUCUUUCCUCGUGUCCCUGACAGGUUUUUACAUGUAGUUUGCUUCAGUUCGUGCCAUGUCAUUCUGUGGCAACUGACUUAAAAAAAAACUCUUAAUGUAAAACAUGUUUUCCACCCAUUUAACACUUUGUUAUAAAAAUGAAACUAGAAAACUAUUAAUAAAUGUAUAGUGAAGAUGACUGACCUGCCAUUGGUUAUGUUGCUCAGUGUUUGCACCGGAUGUUAUGCUGGAUGAAGAAAUAAAAGUUCAUGUGUUUCAUUCGAAUGACUUCUGUGACAAAUAAAUACUCUGAAUAACUCCUAUAGUCAUAAAACAAACUUUGGUUAGAAAACCUGCUAGCAGUGAUCUGUAUCUUACUAAAGGCUCAUACAUUUCAGCCAAAUGUGUACAUAAUACAAUUUGAACACAUUUUAUGGUAAUUUCAAGUAAGGAGGAAAAAAACCUAACUCUAUGGAAGCAAAUCAGACUCAUCAGAUUCUGAAUUUUAAAAGCUGCUGAAUUUCUUACUUUGAAUUUUUUUUGCAUCAAAAUUACGUAUGUGAAUUUUUUAUGCCUGAAUUUAGCUCAUCAAAAUUCUAAAAACCAGUUAAAAAUUCAAUGUCUUCAAAAUUCACCAUCAAAAAAUUCAAUGUUCAAAAUUCGCCAUCAAAAAAUUCAAUGUUCAAAAUUCGCUGUCAAAAAAUUCGCUGUUCACAUCCGAGGGACUCAGGCGUAGACAAUCGAUCCUGGCCAAAAUCGAACCAACGCCCAGCCAAUCACGUGGCGCUCCUCCGGUCAUGUGACGCAGACGGUUCACCUCACAAGACCGGGGUCAACCACGGCUACCAGCAUGAACGACGGCGCUUCACUGAGUGUAUUAAUCCUUUUUGUCCUGUAUGUGGUUUGUUUUUGUGAGAGUCAGUUAGCUGUAAUGCAUGCCGUUAGCUGCGCUAGCACAGCGUUAGCCGCGCUAAUACAGCGCUAGCGACGCUAAUACAGCGUUAGCCGCGCUAGCCGCGCUAAUACAGCGCUACCCACGCUAAUACAGCGUUAGCCGCGCUAGCCGCGCUAAUACAGCGCUAGCCGCGCUAGCACAGUAAUGAGGUCAUACAGACAGCACGUUCUGCAGCUGGGUAGUUGAGUAACAAUUUUAUAAACGCACAAAUGGGUGGAAGUGUGAUUUAUGCGCCCGAAAAUGCAGUUAAGUCACAGAGCAGUGUAAAGAAACUGGUCACCUAGCAACCUGAAUUAGUCUAGGUAACACUUUGUUUAUUAUGUGUGUUUUCUGCUCAAGUUAAUGUCCUGGUUUGAUUCAUUUUAAAUUACUCCUGAUCUUGAAAGGUUUUAAACUGUGCAGUCAAAGUAGUUACAACUGUGAGCGAAUAGCUUGAAAUGAACUGCCCUAGACUCCUCUGUUCAUAGCCGACCACAGCACGCUAUAUCAAGAGUUAUUGUGCAAUGAUAGUGAUAAAUGCAGCCCAUUUUUUCAACAGUUUCCUGUUUAGUAUGCGUACCCUAGAUUGUUUUUGAUCAUUUGUUGUAGCCAUUUAUUUAAUCAAUUUUAAUCCACUCCAUAGCAACACCGUCUGAACUGACCAGACUCGUGAAAUUCUGGACUGGAUGGGAGACUCUACCAAGAACUCUCUUCGCUGAAGUAGUGAAUGGCAGAUACCUGACAGCCUCCACCUGCUAUGAGACCUUACAUUCCCAGGACAUUACAAGGCCUACGCAUCAUUUAAGACUGACAUCCUGGCCUGUAUUUGCACUUGAGUCAAGAUAUGUUAUGUGUUGUUCUCUAGUUAGUUUUACUUGACUGACAAAACUAAGUGCACUUUUGGAUUCCCUCCCCUACCUGUUCUCCCAACUCACCUGACAGGUUAUCUGGCUCAAGUAUGCGUGUUUCUGCCAUACAUUUAAAGUAUCUGAAGUUAAGAAUAUUUCUGGUGAACAAUACAUGCAAUCACAGCAUUAAAGCAGGAGUUAAAAAUGAA